AUGGCUAAGCUGGCAGGCUUGCUCAUUUGUCUGCAAGGCAUACCCAUCUUGCUGGUGGGGGCCAGUGUGUUGAGGUCCUUGCCUCCAGACUGCCAGGUGUUCCUCUUCAGGGGUGUUCCGCCGAAAGGCCUGCAGGAUCCCACAUUGAGGUACGUGUGCCAACAGUACCAUGGCAAGCCACGCUUCCUCACUCUCUUUGACCCAAUCGACCACAUUCCUAUCUACUCCGCAUACAUCUUCCAGAAGUCGGAUGGCCUCAAGACGAUGGACGCCCCCUGGAUGUUCGAACCACAGCUAUCCUCCAUCCUGGAGACAGCAGAGAUGCAGCCCUUUGUGCAGGGCUACCAUCACCAACUCCUGCAUCGGACCCAGGCAGUGCUGGAGGACUAUGCCAAUGCUGUCGACUUUGAGCGUGGCCAGCUGAAUCCCGACGAGCACCAUAACAGCCCGGAUGACAAGGCUGCCACUUACAGCCUGACCAAUGUAGUGCCGGAGGCAUCAGGCUUCCGAACCGGACCAUGGCAGGAGUACGAGGACAACAUUCGCCGGCGACUCAAUAACUACUGCAGCGGCGUGUCCUAUGUGGUGACGGGCAUUACAGUGUCUGGUCGCAUGAUAUGGCAAGAUGGCAAGCCUCGCCUGGCAGUGCCAACACUCUUGUGGUCAGCCUACUGCUGCCCAGGCUACGAUCACAACGCGCCGUCUGACGUGCACUACAUGCUGCCUGCAUAUGCAGCAUAUAUAGAGAACAUGAAGAGCAUCCACGGGGUAAAGGAGCUGUCCGUGCGAGAGCUGCAAGACUUCCUCAAGGACGUCACCUUUGUGGACAAAAGCUUCCAGAUCUUCGUGGAUGAUUGUGACUCACCAGCUUAGGCUCCUGUACAGUCGACAUCAGGGGCAAACCUAUCUUAGGCAUACCACAGUCAAAUGCUCUCUGUACCUUAUUUCUCUGAACCAGAAUUAUAGUUAAUAACUGGUGUAA
This is a messenger RNA of Scleropages formosus (Asian bonytongue), 982 nucleotides long. RefSeq names its product endonuclease domain-containing 1 protein-like. Gene Ontology annotation, molecular function: hydrolase activity; nucleic acid binding; metal ion binding. Lineage: Eukaryota; Metazoa; Chordata; Actinopteri; Osteoglossiformes; Osteoglossidae. The coding region runs from base 1 to 873 and encodes 290 amino acids. The record is from RefSeq and is a predicted model, not a curated record. The transcript is spliced from 2 exons.